Molecule: messenger RNA, 1036 nt
Organism: Bufo bufo (common toad)
Lineage: Eukaryota; Metazoa; Chordata; Amphibia; Anura; Bufonidae
Exons: 2
Coding region: 32-1036 (334 amino acids)
Source: RefSeq, a predicted model, not a curated record
GCCAUCCACAGGGUCCACGGAGCAGAUCCCCAUGUCGACCAUACAGCUGUCACUAACGCAGCUACACGCCACGAUAAACAAUUUGUCCAGUUCCAUCUGUGACAUGAACACCAGGCUCCAGGCAGUCGAAAGCAGGGACGCUUCACCUGCCGCACCCUCCAGUCCCGCCCCUGGUCCUUCCACUUCCCAGCCAUCUUCCUCAGGUCAUGCCUCAAGCCGACAGAAUCGGGAUUCCACCCCCGGACUUCGGCUCUCUGAUCCUGGACUAGACAGGCACCUAGUCAUGGCUCAUACUCUCAUCCGCAAGUCCCUGUCCGAAAACUCCACAAGGAACUACCAGUCGGGUUGGAAAGCUUUCGAGGUAUUUCGUCACCUUCACCCCAGGGGCAACGUAAGCGAAACCGCUUUCAUCAUGGCUUUCCUGGCAUACUGCCACAAGGACCUACACCUCUCCUUCAGCACCAUCAGAUCGUAUCUGUCAGGAGUCCAGCAUCACCUCAUGAUCCGUCAGCCAGACAGCAACCCUAUCUUUUCUUCCCACGCCAUCAAAGCCACACUGCGGGGUAUUCAAAAAUGCUCUCACAAAUCCGGACCCGCCAGGCAACCCGUCUCAGGGGACCUGUUCAGGAAACUCUCAUCCUCCCUAGACGGCAGUCCUUUUGGCCCUUUCAGAAGCUGCAUUCUCAAAGCCGCCCUCUACCUAAGCUUCUACGGCUUUCUCCGGCCCGGGGAAUUCACCGGCACCUCUCCUCACAACUCAGGCCCGGCGCUAAACCAACUCACCCGUAGUCGCGAGCGUUUCACCUUCACCUUGCCAGUCUCCAAAACCUCACAAAUCGGGCCCCCAGUGCACAUAGAAUACUUCCCGACUUCCAACUCCUGGUGUCCCGUGGCCGUCCUCAACGGGUUACUCACCACACUGGGCAAUCGGGCUCCCGCCAGCCCUCUUCUUCCUUUCCCGUCACGACCUCUCACGUCCUCGCAGUUUGUCAAACACAUUCGCAGCCUCGCGUCCGGGUUUGGGUUCAACCCCUAG